This is a messenger RNA of Mya arenaria, 17457 nucleotides long. RefSeq names its product msx2-interacting protein-like. Gene Ontology annotation, molecular function: RNA binding. The record is from RefSeq and is a predicted model, not a curated record. Bases 121 to 13824 code for a protein of 4567 amino acids. Gene Ontology annotation, cellular component: nucleus. Lineage: Eukaryota; Metazoa; Mollusca; Bivalvia; Myida; Myidae. The transcript has 20 exons.
UUCGCAUGAAAUUUUUUAUCGAGACUACAGCGAAGUUGUAAUGUGUAAUGCAAUGUGCUAUUUCAAACGAAAAUGUCGGCGUGUUUGAAAUUCAUACAGUAGGGAUGUAGAAAUACGGAAAUGGUACGUGAAACACGGUACUUGCUCGUAGGGAAUUUACCCGAAUCAACUACAGAGAAUGAAAUUACGGAUUAUUUUAAACGGUUUGGAGGCAUACAGAAAGUGAAACUAGAGAGAAAGCCUGACGACACUGACAGUGAUGAAAAAGAAGAAGGAUGUAUUACUAGUCUAACUGCCACUGUUGCAUUUACUGAUAUAAAAUCUGCAUCAAAUGCUCACAAAGCUGAGAAAAAGAUUGGUAAUAAUGUGAUAUCGAGCGAGUACAGCUCUGGUUUUGGGGCGACUGGCAGUGUUGUGAAGAGGAGCAUUGAGCCUGAAAUCUAUCCUCGGCCCCCAUCUGGAUACCCACAUAGGAAAGGGUUUGAGGAGGAUGAUGGUUUUGAUGUAUACUAUGGGACCCCCCAGCAGUACAGCGGAGAGCCAAGUGGGUUGUUCCAUAACCCACAGUACCCAGAGCGGGGACGUCAACGAGAGAGAUGGACACCUGGGGCUCCUUUUCCUGGACGCGGAACAAAAUGGUCAGCUGCUACCUCACGACAGUUUUCAGAUUCCGGAAGUAAGGAUGGGUUUGAAAAAACAAAGUCUGUCCCGACGUCUUCUCCCACAACAUCACAAUCAAGUACGCGCCAGAAGAAAAAGUCUAAAUCUGGUGAUCGGUCACGGUCUAGAUCAAGCUCCAAUGACAGCAGGAGCAGUUCAGCAACAAGUGAAUCUGGAUCUGCAAGCAGCAGUAAGGACCGCUCAAAAGGGCUGUCAGCUGUACCAAAGUCAGAAACACAUGAUUCAGAAAUCAAACACUCAGAAAUAGAACCGGGCGAAAGAGAACCACUUGGAAUAUACAUCACAAAACUGCCUGGAAGAUCAAGUGACACAAGUUUGCGCGAUGGAUUAUUCCAUGAGUACAAAAAAUACGGAAAGAUCACUGCGGUUCAAGUGUCUGGUCUGGGAGAUGGACGGUUUGCCAUCAUCAGUUUUAAACAAGCGGAGGAUGCAGCCAAGGCCCUGAACUCGUCACAGGGUAAACGAUUCUUCGGAGCCUGUAUCCACAGUGUACCUCAUGAGGGCCUAGAGGGUGAAGACACUGAAUUUCUGACACCCGAGGCACAGCUGGAUGAACACUCCCCAAAGGCCACACGCACUCUCUUUCUAGGAAACCUGGAGAAGGACAUCACCACUGAGGAGUUGAAGGAACGCCUUGAGAAAUAUGGGGAAAUACUGGAUGUUGAUGUAAAACGUCAAGGAGCAAUAACUGCGUAUGCCUUCAUCCAGUUUAGUGAUAUCUCAAGCGUUGUCAAGUCCCUCAAAGACCUGGAUGGCAUCACAUGGGGAACUACUAAACUUAAGGUUGGAUUUGGCAAAAGCAUGGCAACACCGGUAGUUUGGCUAGGCAAUCUGGCAGACACUGUGCACGAAGGUUUCCUGUAUCGCCAGUUCCAACGGUUCGGAGCCCUAAGUCACACCGUCGUGGACAAGGAAAACCACCGUGGACUUGUGUUCUUUAUUGCUCCUGAGAGUGCCCAAUACGCGCUGCCAGAAAUGAGAAACCGCAUUUGGAAUGGAAAGAAAAUUCAUAUUGACUAUGCAAGUCGUGACUGCCAAGAGUCCUUCUUCAAGAAGAUGGAGGCAUCUGGCCAGCUGCGGCCUGGGGAGAGGCCUGACCCACGCUGGAUGCAAAAUCAGAUUGCUAAGGAACCACCAUGGGAGGAAAGCAAUGACCCAAACUUCACGAAGCGUGGAGGGUUUAACCAGUUCCGAGGCCGGGGUCGAGGAUUUCAGAGGGGCCGCGGAUUUUUCAGAGGGCGAGGAGGGGCCUUCGACCCCGGCUACCCACAAGAGGGAUUUAUGCCCCGAAAGAUGGAUGAAUUCGGAACAGGAAGUGCAUUUAUGGAAGAAGACUCAUACGAGCGUCAACUCCAGGAGUACGGUCAGAGUCAGCAGCACAGACAGGAGCGAUCCCAGAGUCCAGGCAUGUACGAGAAUUUCUACGAGGGUCGUUCACAAACUGGCCAAGAGUUUGAUCCUUACGAUCCACCAGCACGUUACACCACUUACAGAAGCCCCAGUCCUGGAAGCGAUCGUGAUUUAGACAUUGCCAGUGAAGACUUUAAAAUGUAUAAACGAACUCCAAGUGAUGAACGCUACUAUUUUAAGGAAAAAUACUUUGAGGCUGGGAGUCGAUCACGAGAUCGUUCUCACAGUAGUGACAGUGAGCAGAGAUACAGGCUUCAAUCAGAGUUAAUGCGGCGUCGCAGUAGGAGCAGGUCUCCGACAAUAGCGACGAUGAAAAUGAAACAAAAAACCAAAGAUUUGCCGCUAUCUUAUAGAUCUCAGACUUCUCCAUCUCCUACUGAUGAGCCAUUUUAUCAUAGUGAUCACAGUCCUUCAGACUAUCGGAUUUACAAGAGACCAAGUAGUUUAGAAGGUGAAAGAAAAAGUGGCGUGCUUGUAAAUAUGGGAUUACGUAAAGAAAUUGACUUGAAAUCCGAGGAGAGGAUGAGCAGAAAACGUUCCUAUGACCAGCUCUCUCCACGUUUAGAAAGGCAGCACAGUCGUGGUAGCCGGACUGAUUCUAUUUAUGAGUAUGAUCGUGAAAAGAGUGCUCGGGGCUUAAUUUCCGAAGUUGCACGCUUGCGUUCUGAAUUAAAUGAGAGAACUGGUAUUAAAGAUAGUCCAAGUUCCAGCAGUUCUAGUGAUAAUAUUGACCCAUCCACCCUUACAGAAGCUGAACUGGCUAAAUUACACCGGGAAAAACAGAAACUAUUACAAAAAUUAAACAUACAGGAUAGUGAUAGUGAUGGCGAUUCUAGGUAUGUUUCUUCCAAGAAAGCUCGCCUGGAGGCUAAAUAUCAUCGGGCAGAUCCUAUAACAAAGCUGGAAAUAAAAGAGAAACUCAAAAAGUUAGAUGAGAAAUCACGGAAAAAAGAACUCAGGGAUAUUAAAAAGUCUAAAUCUUUGGGUGACAGUAAGUUGGAUUAUAGUGAAGAGGAUACUUAUAAUUCUCCUGGAUAUAAUAUGCCAAAGAAAAGAAGGAAAAUGGACAGUGAGAGUGAUAACAGAUCUCGGUCUUAUCGCUCUAGACUUGAGGAUGAUCAUGGAUUUAGCAGUGAUGAUGAACGAAUGGAUUUACAAAGACAGACAAGUACACAGAGGGAUAUGUAUUCCUCCAAAUCGCGACCAAUGUCCAGUUUGGAUGCUAGACUGGAAAGUGAUGUGUUUGCAGCGCAGACACGUGAGGAAACUAGGCGAACAUCAUCAGGUAGUGACAAUAAUAAAGAGCAAGGCGAGACAAAAGGUAGGCGACGUAAGCAUAAAAAGGAACACCAUAUAACACCAUUAAUUCCAUUAGGAGAUGAUGAUAUGCCUGACCCAGAAACUGCCGACCCUAGGCCUCGAACACCACCAGUCAGAAUAGAACGUCCAAUGGUUUUACCACUUCCUGACUUUGCUCAAUUUAUCCAGUUUUCCCCCCUUCCUUCACCACGACACUCGCCAGAGCGGUACAGGGAUCACCAUGAUGACCACACCCAACAUCACCAUGGCGACAACGGGUCAAACGGGUCUGAACAGUCACCCUGUUUCUCACCACAAAGCAGCAGCAGCAAAACACAUUCCCCUUCACAGUCUCCGAGUGGGUCUGGCUCUGACUCCAAAGGAAACACUAACUCAGAGAGUGGCAGUGGUGAACUUCCACCUGGAUUUCCGAAAGAAACAGAACAAAUAGAUCCAGAUGAAAACAAAGCUGAUAGCUUGGACUCAAUACCUGAUCCACCAAAAGUGACAGAACCUAAAAAAGAUGAUGACAGCUUUUCAGAUAACAACAGUGAUCUUGAUUUGGCAUCAGAUAACUUAGCUAUUGAGGAAAGAAUUAGAUUGCUUGAUGAAAAAUGGAACAAAGCACAAGCAGUGUCAGCUAUUACACCUAAAAUUUUACCUGAUAUGGACAGUGUAGUGGGAAAUAAUGUUUCUUCUUCAUGUGUGUUGACAAACUAUUCCCCUCCUAUUGUUGCCCCUGCACAACAAGGGUCAACUAGUCCUGCAGUCUCCUCCCUAUAUUCCAAGUUUAAGAUCAAGAAAAGAAAUGAUGGGCCUGGGGCUACUACCGAUAAACCUGAACAGUCAGAAAUUGUGCAAACAGUGCUAUCUAAAUCAAGUAUCUUUGACCAGGAUAGUAAAAGGCUAGGACAAAUUAACGAUUCUUUGGAUACCAAAGAUAAUUCUUUGACUAAUGACAAUUCACCAAAGGCUUACAGUGCUUGGAAUAAGUUAGAUCCUAGAGAUAAUCCAAUGGUGACUGUUCCUGGGUCAUUGUUGGACCGGCUUGGACAAGGGAAUAACGGAUCAUUCCCAACUUUAACUACGACUACAACUUUUCCAAGUGUAACAAACAAUGUAAAUUUUAUCAAGCCCCCUGUUGUCAGUUCAAGUAAUUUUUACGGUUUUGAGUCCAGUAUUAAUGACCAGAGUGUUUUUGAAAAGACUACAGAAAAUAAACUUGAAGAGCAUGAAAAAAGUGAUGAGGAAGAGGAGAAAUUUAGGGACCAGACAAAACUUAACACAUUACUUAACAAUAAAAUACCUCACUUGGAUUAUAAUUCAAAAGAAGAGUUGGAUUCGACUAAACCGAUCAUGCACAAGACUGAUGAUAGUUUGGAUUUAAACAAGUCUGAUGCUAAUGACUCUGCAAACAUUUUAGUGAAAGAUGAAAGUGUGAAUGAAAUGGACUUAAGAAAUUGUGUUGAUACAAGUUUGGAUGAAUCUCUGAAUACUGGAGCUAAGGACAAUAAAUCUGAAAAAGUGGAAUCAAAAUUGGUGCAAGAGGCGAGAGAAGACAAAAAGUCGGCUGAAAUUGUCAAAGAAGAACCCUUGAUUCACAGUGGUGAAGACAGUGUGAAACCUGAAAAAGUCAAGAAAGAGAAUGGCUUUUGUUCACCAGAUAACAGCAUGUUAAGUAAUGAGGGUUCAAAAGAUAAAACUUACAAUGAUAUUCAAAAUCCAUCUGACAUUUCUAUUUUAUCAACUGAUGACAAAACAAGUACAGUUAAUGAGUCACCUCAGGAACCUAAAAUCAGAGGAAUUCUGAAGAAGUCCUCUGAAUCAGAUAUAAGUGGUCCAGUAAAAAUAGAAGUUGAUACAUCCACUGACAGUGCUAAACAAGCUGAUAAAUCACAUAGUGAAAAAGAAAAACAUUCACACAAACCAUCUAGUUCAAAAUCGGAAAAGGAUGACACCAAAGAACCAAGUCAUAAGAAACAAAAGGUUUCAAAGGAGAAGGAUAAGAAAGACUCUAGUCAUAAAGAUGAUAAACACAAAAAGAAAGAAGUUGAAAAGAGAGAAGGAGAAAAGAAAAGUGAAUCAUCACAUAAACCAAGCAACAGCGCAAGUACUAGUUCAUCCGUAAAGAAAGAUGAUAAAAAAGACCGGCAUAAGUCAAAGUCUGAAAAAGACAAGAAAGACACUGAUAAGAAAUCCAAAGAUGAAAAGAAAGAAUCUAAGGAAGAAAAGAAGAAGAAAUCAGAAAAAAAAGAUAAAGAGAAGAAAGAUGAAAAAAGUUUAAAGGAAAGUAGAGAUGAAAAAAGUAGUGAGAAGGUGAAACAAGUGAAAAAGGAGGAGAAGUCUGAAAAAGAAAAAGAUAAGGGUGGAGAAAAGAAAGAGAAGAAGGAAAAACAUGAGAAAAAGGAGCAUAAACAUGAAAAACACGGUAGCACUAAAUCACCUGAAAAGAAACCAAAAUCAUCACAUAAAGAGGGUGACAGUAAUAAAGACAGUUUGAAAGAUAAACCAAAAGAAGGUACACUCAAGGAACAUUCUUCAGCUUCAACAUCAUCAUCAAAAGACAGUGAAAAGGGUGGAACUGACAAAGAAAAGGAAAAGAUAGAAAAGGGAAAGAUUGACAAGAAAAGCAGUGAACAAAAGAAAGAACACAAAAGCUCUCAUAAAUCAAGUAAAAAGUCAAAGGAUGAAAGUAGUGCUAGUAAGAAGGCGGAGUGUGAAAACAACAAGAAACAGAAAGAAGAAAGUAGUGAUUCUAAGAAAAACAAGGAUGAAGAAAACAAGAAACCCAAAGAUGAUCAUAGUGAGCACAAGAAGAAAGAUGAAUCUAGCAACAGAAACAAUAAAGAUUCUCCUGAUAAAUCAAAGGAUGUUAAUAGAAAAGAAAGUACUGAAAAGAAAAGCUCCUCUGACAAAGCAAAAGAGAAAAUUAGCAGUGAAAAAUGCAAAGAGGAAAAAUCAAAAAGUAAAGAGAAAGAAAACAAAGAUAAAGAUCCUGAUCAUUCAAAGUCUAAAAGUAAAGCUGGAGAAUCUGGUGACAAGCCUAAAAUUCAUUCAAAUGAUUCAAAAUCUGAAAGGACUGAUACUGAAAAAGAUGACUCAAAGAAGGCUGAAUCUUCCCGAAAAGAAGAAAAGAAGAAGGAUUCUGAAAUAGGUAAGAACUCGAGUACAUUAUCAAAACCAUCAACAAAGGAUAAUGAUAAACAAAAAUCUGAUAAAUUCAGCAAAAAUUCUGAAUCAAAACCUAAAAUGGAAAGCAAGGUUAAAGAAAAGACACCCAGCAAGAAAGAAAAAGAACCUGCAGUUGCUAGUGGUGGUCUUACUGAGGAAGAUCUAAAAAUCUUUGCCCAAUUCUCUGAUGAGCCAUACAUGUCUAUGUAUGAUAAAGUAAAAAGAAGAUCAACAGAGAAGAAACUCCAUGAUCAAAAAGAACAGGAAGAACAGAAGAAAUUAUUACAUGAAUACAAAAGAAACCAUAAGAAGAACAUAAGCCUUAGUGAUAUUACUGAGAGCAGUGAGUUCACCUCAGAUGAAGAUAGAAGCAAGCCUAGCAGUGCACAGAAGACCAAGAAAAAGUUUGUAUUUUCAUCCGAUGACAGUGAAAGUUCUACAGAUCCUGGUGUUGUUCCAGUGAAGAAAACUCCUCCUAAGAACAAAAUAGCUAUCAAAAAACCGAAACGAAUACUGGAUAUUUAUUCCUCAGAUUCAGAAGAAGAAGAAGAAAUGGCUAACAAACAUCCUGCCAAAAAAACAAUGACUCAUAAGAAAAACAAGCCUGAAGUUCAAAGAGACAGUGACCAUAAAUUUGAGUUUGACAGUAUAAGUGACUCAGAUAAUAAAACUAGUGCUACACAGCAUGCUAAAGCUAAAACCGUUGGUAAAACUUGCAAGAAAACCUCCAGAAAGGACAGUAAACCACAAAGAAAUGGCAAAAAAGACUCGAAUCAAUCUAGGAAAUUGCCACGAAAAGACCUUAGUUUCAAAGAUUUGUUUUCUGAUGAUUCAGAUAACAGCUUGCUAUCGGAUUCUGAUAGUGACAGUGAUAUUUUGCUGUCACCAAAAUCAAAGAAAAAGCCAUUUCUUACAAACAAACCAGACAAGAAUAGGAAGACUAUUCCAAGAGGAAGUUCCAUUUAUACUUCUUCAGAAGAGAGUGAAACAGAAGAUGAGUUUAGAUCAAUGUCUCCACCUAGAACUUCUGUGCUUCCAAAGAAAACUGAAAUGAAUGAAUCGUUUUUUAAAGAGCCAGUACGUAAGAACAGUAUCAGUGAUUCGUUUACCUCGGACAAUGAUGAUAAGCCAUUUGUGAAGAUAAAGAAAAGCUCUAUAAUGGUAAACCACAAAAAUUGUUUGGAUAGUUUUGACAGUGACAGCCAUCUCUCAGAUACUAGUGUUUCAAAAUUCAGCCGGAAAAACAUAUUAAGCAAUGAUUUGGAAAAGAUCAGAAAACAGAAGAACAAAGAAAUAACGGAACUGCACAAGAAAAAUAAUAAAAUGCCUGAUAUACUCAGAAAUGAAGAUCACCCAUUCCAAAACUUGGCAAAGCUUGAGGUUGCUAGAGUUUAUACUGAAUAUGAACAUGACAAACUUCUCAGUAACUUGACAAACAAAGAUAAUUUACCACCAGUCUUAACAGACAUUACUAAGGAGCCAUUAUUCAAGCUAGAUGCUGAUUCUGUAAGAAAUGAUAUUCCCACUUUAAAAGAUAUAUCACUGGACCUGUCUGGGAAAAGCAAGAAUAAGAAACAUAAAAAAGAAAGUAAAAAGAAAAAGAAGAGCAAAGACAAAGACAGUAGAGACUCAUCUAGAGAUAGAACGGAACAGAUUAAGAAUGAUUUUCUUGAUCAUGGUCUUAUGACUAAUGAUACGACUGAUAACUGGAUACCAGAUUCUGAUGCUGAAAAUGCAGUCAAUAGGAAUGUAUUUGACACAAUAAAAUCUCCUGAUAAUAAAAAGAAAAAAGAGCAAAAGAAGGAAUCACCUAAAGUGAAGAAAAACCCUGAGUAUCUCUCUGAAUUUGAGUUCUUGUCAGAUUCUGAAAAAAAGAAUAUGGAGAGAAAAAGUAAGGACUUACCAAAAGAUCUUAACUCAGAUGUAUUUGACUUUCAAGAUGAGGAGAGGGGUACUAAACCACCUAUAAAGGAAUCACAUAUGAAAACUGCAAAAGAAAAUUCACAUGAUGCUAAAUUACAUCAGGAAGAUUAUGAUCACAGUGCUGUAGGAAUUAAUACUGACAUAGAAUACAAGCCUGAUGAGCAAGACUACAAAGAUGAGGGAAAUGUCUGUCCUAUUGUGGAGACUACAGAAGUUGUAAUUGAACAAGCCCCUGAAGAAAAAACUGAGAAAGGGAAGCCAAAGAAGCGCAAGGGGCAAAAAAAUAGCAGUAAAGAUACUGGCAAUCUCACUCAGGAAGCAGUCUCAAAUCUUGUAAAAGAGGACGAAACUGUUGAAACUAUUCAAACUGAGAUAGUACCAUUUGAUACACCUGUUUCCUUGGUUUCCAAUGAACAUGAGCUUGUGAUAGAUGAAGGUGUGUCUCUCCAUGUAGAGGAUGAAACUGAGAAAGCUGUUGAUUCCAUUGUAAAUGAAAAUGAUGAGUGUGAUGAAACUGCAAAGGCAGUUGAAAGUAUUCUACUUGAUGGCAUGCCAACAUAUGCCAUAUCUGAACCAGUAGAACCCACUCCACAGCUAGACCAGAAUUACUUGCAACCUGGUUUUGCACCAGGUUUGCCAAAUAUACCACCUGCUGUAUCUGAAGUGGAAAGUAAUGAAGCAGCAGUAGGAAUGGCCAAGAAAGGCCGCAAAGGCCGCAAAGCAAAAACGGAACAAGGUGAAGGUCUACUAAAUGACAGUGCCGGCAAAUUGUCUGAUGGCAAACCAUUUGAUCUUUUAAGUGAAAAUUCUUUUACAUCUGUUAUGUCAAGUUCUUUGGAUGAUACUCACAAUGAUGAUGAUGAUGAUGGCAGAUUGCAAAUCGACUUUGAUCCACCAAAACCUGAAGCCAAGCAGAAGAAAACCAGAAAGCCAAAGCAGACCAAGGCUGAAAAAAUGGCAACAGCUGCUGCAAUGGCAGCUGUAAAUAAACUUGACAAUAUCUUUGGCAAUUUCAACAGAGGCCAAGACAAAGAUGGUGAAUUGAAUAGAGAUUCAUUGAGCAGUGAAAGUUCUGAAAUGGAGAGGUCUAAGCACGAAGAACUCCUGUUUAUGGAUAGAGAAGAUCAGAGGCAUGAUUCUGACUUGAUGUCUCCUGAUGAAAGAUCAACUUCGGACGACAUUACCAGUCCAACUGACAUAACUAAGGUAAAGUCACGCAGAGGCCGCAAGCCUAAAAACAAGGAUGCAGGUCUUAUUGCAACAACUGCAAGACAGAAUUCUCCAAGAGGCACAAGAACACUGUCACCAAGAUCUCCAAGAAGCAAUUUUGACCCCAGAUCACCAAAAUCUGACAGCUUUGAUCCCAGAUUGAAUGGUCCAAAGAAUCUUGUCAUUGAUGAAGGGCCUGAGAACAAAUGUAACAAGGCUGGUAGCAAUGUGUUUGACUUUGAUGACAAUGAUGAGCAAAGUUCAAACUCGGUCCAGGUCUCUGUAACUCCUGCUACAAAGCAGCGUAAACCUUACCAGAGGAGGAAGAAGGGAGAAAGUGCUCUUCAGAGUCCGGAUAGAGGCAUGUUUUCUAGUCCAGAGCACAAGCAAGAUGAAAAGCUUGUUAUUGCUAGUCCUGACAGUAAGGGUAUUAUGAGCCCAGAACAAAAGAUUGUGUUUGGAAUGGAAAAGAAAGGCUUGUUUUCACCAACAUUUAAACCAGAAGAGCAAACAGACCUUAAAUCUGCUACUGAUGACGAGCCUUUGUUCAAAGCUUUCUUUGAGGGUAGACCAAAGAAUGACAUUGAAAAGGUAAAUCCUUUGCUUGCCAAAAUACAGAAGGAAACUGAAAAUGGGCUAUCAGCUGAACAGAUUGCAAGUAAUGUAGAUAAGACCAUUGAUGAUGUUGCCAAGGGCUUGUUUGAGAGCACUGAUGAGGAAUCUGGUACACCUGCUGUUGAACAAGUACAACCACAAAAAAGGAGGCACUCCAAAAACUGUAAAGAUGAAGAAAUGAUGAAAUCACCGGAUGUAAAGUCACCAAUAAAAUCGCCAAUUGCAAAAUCCCCAGUGGUCAAUGUGAAAUCACCAAUGAUGAAUUCCCUCCAUAGCCCUCCAAUACCAUACUCCCAGCCUCUCGUGUUACCAGGUAUGGGUAUUGGACAGCCUUCUUUUCCAGCUCAGAUUGGAGAGCCCCAAGUGGCUGGUCAUGUACCACUUAUGUCACCCCCAGCUUCCAGACCUCCAGUUAAUGUUUCUGCCUCUGAAGCUCAGAGACCUCCCUCACCUUUGAAGAAUCCUCCAUCCCCAGGCAAGAGCACUUUCCAGCUUCAAGUAAAAACUACCAUUUUGCAAUCACCUAUCAUAUCCACUGUUAUUCCAACGUUGGCACAAUCAUUAGCUGCUACAAUAACUUCACCAUCUACUGCCUCUUCCACUUCUGCUUCUACAGUGUCUGAGGCUCACAAGACGGAACCAACUAACUUAAUGGGUGAGGCAUUGAAGGAAGCAGUCCCUGGUUUCCUGGUUCCAGGUAUUGCAGUAACCUCUGCUCUGGGUGUGGUUCAAGGUAUGACUACAGUAGCGUCUAUUACCCAAACAGUAACUGUUUCUUCAAGUAUAUCGGAGCUUCAGAAAAGACAGCAGCAGCAGAUUGAUAAGUUAGCUCAGGAACAGUUGUUAGAACAGCAGAAGGUGAUUGACCAACAGAAACAAGCAGAGCUGCAAAGACAACAGGAACACCACGUGAAAUUGAAAGAGCAAGAACUAAAAAAGAAAGAGCAGGAGAUGAAACAGAGAGAAAUGGAACAAAAUGAGCGGACAAAGAAAUUGGAAGAAUUGAAAUUGCUACAGCAACAACAUGAGCAGCUUAGACAACAUCAGCAGGCUUUGCAGGCAGGUGUUACAAUUGGGCCAGGAGUUCAGACAGGACAACAGGCAUUGUUGUCCCCAGGGGCAAUCCAGCGGACAAUUCCCUCUCUGCCGUCCCCAGGGGACAAACAGGGCCCACGGGGUCCACUUGUUGCGCACCAUCAGAUGCCCCAAGGUGCUCCUUUUGGAUUACCUGGUCAGCAUCCAGCAGGCUUACCCAUCCGACCAGGGCAAUUCCCUGCUCACCUUACACCAGCUCAGAUACAUGCUAUGCAGCAACAACUUGGCCAGGACCCAAAGGCUUUGGCCUCCAUGGCUAAUGCAGAGGUGCUGUUGAAGCAUCAGCAGCUUCAGGCCCAGAUGAAGGCCCAACAAGCCCAGGCCCUGGCAGAACAACAGGUACAGAUGGCCAAACAGCAGCAAGUCCAGCAAACCAAGCAGUCAUCAAAAGCUGGCAAAGGACAAGGCCCACAAGCAAAUAAGAAGGUUGCAGCUGUUGAUCAACAGCAGAGGCCAACCAGCAACCAGAUAUCAAAGGAUGCACCUCUACCAGGCAGUCAAGAAGCAGCCAACCAACUCACUCAGCAAAUCAAACAGCAGCUGGCCCUACAGGCACAACAGCAGCAGGCACCAGCAGGAUUACCUCCCCAUGCCUCUCACCCACUACACAACUGGCAGUUACAGACCCCCCGACAACCAGCCCCACAUUGCGUUCCACCCAUGUCUGUAGAGUCACGCACUUCUAUGCCAGGACCAGUGCCUGUUCUUGGUGGGAAUCCACAGCAGGCUCAGCGUGUCUCGCCCCUCCCUCCCACCAAGUCCCCCACUGUGGCUCAGACUGCACCCAAUAUGGUUCAUGGCUUUUCUCAACACCAGACUGCUGCACCAAGGGCUCCCAGUCCUGCUGUAGCUAAGACGGCUGAAAGACAGGCCCCAGCAGGAGGUAAGUGGGUGGGUGGAGGGGUCGCACCACGUCAAAGCCCCCCGGACCCCAGGCCAAGAACCUCUUCUGACACUACACAGCUCUCCGUCAGGCCAGACCAAUGGGUGUCCAUAAAUGGUCCGACAGUACAGCCAUCCUCGAGGUUGAGCCCUGCCCCACGGCCAGCCCACCAGCAGCCCCCAUCUGCCCAUCAGCAGCAGCCUGAUCAUGCCAUCCAGUUGACCCGACCAACUGCCCAACCGGCCACACACACAGCCAAAACUACCGACAAAUUCAUGCAACAACAGAUGCAGGAGCUACAGCGACAAGAGAUGAUAAAGCAUCAGCAGGAAAUGCAGCGGCACCAGCAGCUGCGAGAGCAGGCACUACAUGCUCAGGCACAGAAGGAAGUACAGAUCCACAAAGAACGGGAAAGAGCUGAGAGCCUAGAGAGGGAAAAACGGGAAGCACAUUCCAACACCUCCGACCCUCGACAGUCCCCAGCCAUUCGAGGAAUUGGUUAUCCUUUUGUUGAGCCGAGACCGCCAAGUCCAAAUGGAAAACAUCCGCAGAGUCCUGCUAUUGAUCCGAGAGAUCCAAGGUUUGCCCAGCAAUUUGCUGGUCAUCAUCCAGCAGAUUUGCGUCUUGGCUCAUCCCAGGCGAGUGCAUUCAGCCCUGCAGCUGGUCAAGGUACAGAUGCUGCUCAUAUGUACACACAAGCUGAAUUUCAGCGUCUGCAACAAAAUGGCCUACUGCCAGCCUAUCCACCCAGCCUUCUGAUGCGUGAACCACACCUUAUCCCUGGUCAUGGACCACCAUAUAUGAUUCCUGGACAUUUAGCCCACUUUGCGCAACAAAUGGAACACCAGCAUCUGGUUGAUGGUCGCCCGCCCUCUAGAGGUACUGGUCGGCCACCAUCCAAUCAACCUGCUGCACACACUAUGUCCCCAAGUCAACAGCAGCAGGAGGGGAGGGGUCAGAAUAGGGCUCCACAGGGUCAAACCAUGGGCCCCCCUAGCAGGGACCCUCAUCCUGGAGACGGAAGUCUGCUUGGACUCUUGCAGCGUUACCCGGUCAUGUGGCAGGGUGUACUCGGUCUUAAGAAUGACCAGUGUGUGGUACAGAUGCACUUUAUCUCCGGGUUCCAGCCCCUCGUGAAGAUGUCCCUGCCCCAGCCGGCCCAGGACGGCACUGUCCAGCCCCUACGCAUUGCACAGAGAAUGAGGCUGGAACAAACUCAGCUGGAGGGUGUUGAGAAACGCAUGCAGUUGGAGAAGGACUACUGUAUGAUGCUGGCCCUGCCUUGUGGUCGUGACCACACAGACAUAUACCAGCAGACCCGUGCCAUGUCCACUGGCUUUAUACAGUACCUGCAGCAAAAACAGGCUGCCGGCAUCGUGAAUGUAGCAGAUCCAGGCUCACAACAGCCUGCCUAUGUGGUGCAUAUCUUCCCUCCAUGCGACUUCUCCCAGACAACUCUUCAACGGCUCGGUUUUGAUCUUCUGUAUCAGGUCAAGGAUCUGGCACAUUUGAUUGUCAUCAUCGCAACUGUUGCAUAGUGGAAUGUCAUCAUCGCAACUGUUGUGUAGUGUAAUGUCGACAUCGCAACUGUUGCGUAGUGGAAUGUCAUCAUCGCAACUGUUGCAUAGUGGAAUGUCAUCAUCGCAACUGUUGCAUAGUAGACUGUCAUCAUCGCAACUGUUGCAUAGUGGAAUGUCAUCAUCGCAACUGUUUAUCAUCGAAAUGUCAUCAAUGCAACUGAAGCAUAGUGGAAUGUCCUCCAAGCACAUGUUUCGUAGUGCAACUUAAUUCACUUUCAAUAGGAUCAAGAACUGUUGGAUAUUUAUGAAACACUUGAUUGAAGCAUAACACUGGAUAUUGCUUAUAUUAUAACUGAUUUUUGAUGUCAGGAAAACACUGGAUAUUGGUGAAAAUACUAAAGGUGAUGUAGACAAGGGAAUCACCACAAAAGUCAUGCGUAUAGACAAUACAUGUAUUAUGCUAGCCACAUACAUUUAAUACAUGAUCGUAGACUGUUCCAACUAAUUGUAGUAAAUUGAACUUUGUAUUGUGUUGAUGUUGUAGCCAUUGUGAAAUUCCCAAUGUUGUCAAACUGAAUACCGGCUAUAAACUGUUGUUUACCAUUGAAAGGCUAUUUGAGGAUUAUAUGUGGAAUGAGCAACUUCAACAAUCCAUCUAGUUUAUAUUGUAAUGUGCAAACAAAUAAUCCAAGAAAAAAAAACAUAAAAAUUUACAUACUUGGCAGUGAAAUAUAGUGGUGUUAUUGUGGUACAGUGGGAUUAGUUUGCAUUUGGGAUAACAUAUGUAAAAUGUGCUAUUUUCUUCAUGAUUAAGUGAAAACAUGAGAAAAGACAUUGUGGAGCUUAAUGGUGAGAUUUGAGAUUUAGAAGUGUGAAAAUGCUUAUAGUAGUGUUAUCAUUUAAAACCUCUAGGCUUAACCUGUAGGGAGUUUUUGCCUAAAUAAAUUUACUUAACAAAUAAAAAGUGUUUAUUAAGGAACAUUUUCUUGUGUUUUACAGUGCUGUUCAUGUUUAAACUUUAAACAAUUUAUUGAAAGAUUUAAUCUCGAAAAAUAAGCAGUGUUUGAGGGCCUUCCACAUUGGAAACGUCAUUUGAAGGACCAAAGCUAAAAUUUGUUUGAAAAAUUCAAUUUUUAUUUAGUUUGAGUUUAAUAUUUAGCAUGCUUAAUUCAUAUAUCCCAUGCAAAAUGUGUUGGUGUAAUGAGAAGUUGAGCAAAUUUUACGAAAGAAUAUUUUAUCAAAUUUCCACUUAAAAAGCAUUUACAUUUUUCCGAAGAUAUCUUUACUAAAUAAUGCAAACAUGUAUGUUUUUGUAUUAAAAUUGCCAAAUUAUAAAAGAUAUUUGCAUUUUUGUUACCAGGAAAUUAAUUUCAUCCACUAUUUUUCACUAUUUUAUUAAAUUAAUUCCUUAUUUGAAAAGUUAUCAUCAAGAACUCUUAAAACAUGUAGUCUGGGACAUUUUGGCACAAGAACAAAGUUAUAAUGUCGACAAACUUUUCCGAAAAAAUGUGAAUGCUUUUUAUCCAAAAUCUGAUAAAGUAAUUCUUUGUAAAAUUUGGUCAACUCUUUUCUAACCCAUAACAUGUCACCAAGAACGUUUGUUUUACUCCCAAAAAAGCUUCUUCCUCAAAACUAAAUAAAACAUGAUCUUUUGCAACAUUUUAAAUUUUGAUCUUCCCAACCCACUUUUGCACUGUGGAAAGCCCUUAAUGUAAUUUAUUUUUGUUCAUUUUAAAUGUGAAAAAAGCUGGAAAUAUCACAAAAUUACAUUUUGCUGUGCAUAUUUUGUUUUAGAUGUUUUAGGGUUUGGAAUUUUGAAAGAAAUUUACUUGCUUGUAAUAUGCUUUAACUUUUGUGCUGGGCACAGGAAGGACUUGUUGCUUUCUAAAAACAACUGUAUUAUUUUUCCUUACAUCUUACAUUACAAUUGAAAUGACAUUAUUGUGUGAAAUUGUGAAGUUAAAAGUUUGAAUGUUUUCAUUGCAUUGUUUUGACUUGUUUGAAUUAAAAUUAAGGCAGCUAGAAGUUAACUCUCACCAUAACAUUUUCAUUGUACAUGUUGCCAUUUUUCUUGAAGGUUUGAAGCACUUAAAGUUGGUGAUCUGUCCCACAGCACUGGCAGUUCAGCUGUUCUAAUUUUUAGCACUUCACAUAGUAAAUUAAAUAGUACUUGAACUUCAAGUUCUUCAGCUUAAUAUCAUCUACAUCUUUUAUCAGAGAACAAAUUAUACUUGGCACAUAAUGAAUUCAUAGCUUGUAUCUAUGUUCUCUUAGAGAAAAUGGCAACAUGAUAUUGGUACAUGUUAUACAGUAUUAUGAUUAGAAUUAGUUUGUCCUUGUGUUUUUUUGUGAAAGGCCCAGUUUAAUUUAAAAGAAAAAUAAAAUUUCUUAAAUUGAUUCUUGAAUAGUGGUUCAGUUAUUCAAAAGGUAUUCUUAAAAUUUGGUUAAUUGUUGAUACAUAAACAAAAUCUUCAACUUAUUUGUAGAGAAGAAAAACAACAACAAAUCUUACUGUAAGUGAUGUUUGAAAUAGGGCAUUUUUCUUUGUAGUGUUGUGUUUGUGUUACAUGUGACAUUGUCAUACAUGUGCUGUUUCUUACAUUUGUUAAUCUGUGUAGACUAUUACUGUAACUACAGUGUUUUUCAUUCACAGUGUAUUUUUAUAGAAAAAAACUUUUAUGUGCAAUGCUAAUAAAAAAAUGUGGACAAAUAUUUGAUCUCAGACAUGGCGGAUGCUUGAAUGAAUGGUUCAUUUUAUCUGUAUGUCUCUGAAACCAGAUCCGCUUUUUCUUUAAUUGUUUGUUGACAAUUAAUUAAAAGAUUUUGUUAUCAUUUAAUAAUUCAAAGAAAGCUGAAAUGGUCAUAUAAAACCAUAUUCAGACUGAGAACAGUUUUCAAUGUUGUUUUUAUAACUGUAGAUGCAGUGAAUCAUAAAAACACCUGUUUAAUUAUUUAUCAUAUUGAAGCUAUAUAUAAGUGCUAUUUCAUACCCCUUACACUAUUUAAAGCAUUUUACUGUAUCAAAUAAAAGAUACCAUAACACAUGUAUGACGUUGAACAAAAUAUAAUCAUGAUAAAAUGCAUAUAUAGUUAUUCAUUUUUUGUUUUGUGACUCUUAGGCUGAUGAUAUGUACUAUAAUAUUAUUGACAAAUACAUAAUGUUGAUUUGUUUAUGGUAUAAAUUUGUUGUUAAAAGCUUCUGCGUAUCAUUUUGAUCGUUAUUGUUGUAAGCAGUCGUUAAUUUUGGAACAUAAGCUUUUUAAAAAAAAAUGAUUUGUGUGUAUAUUUGUUUGUAUACUGUGUAUAUAUAGAGAGAAUAACUAUUGUAAAUACUGUACAUACCUAAAAUGUUUUGUAAAUAGAUCAGCUUCUUGUGAUUUUCAUCCCAAGUUCUGGGAUUUUCUUUGAAUAACAUUGAUCACCAUGGUAACAAUUAAAUAUUUAAAUUUAGAUAUUGAAGUUUGUGCAUAAUUCUAGAACUUGAGGAUAUCGGAUUGUUGCAGUGUAAACUAAUUCAAACUUCAAAGUUUUAAAUGUUUAUUGCUUAUUUGUUACCAUGGAAAUAAUGUUGAAUAUUUUCAUGUUGGAGGUUGUUUGACCUCAUGUCUUUGUCUCACUGAAGAAAACUGAUUAAAAAUGUUAACAAUUACA